CUCUGCCUUCUUUCCAUUUAUUGCCAAACCCUGAUCAAUUUGUUUGGAGUAAGUUUUUGAGGGAGGAGAUCAUGGGGAGAGGGAAGAUAGUUAUAAGAAGGAUCGAUAACUCGACAAGUAGACAAGUGACUUUCUCCAAGAGAAGGAGUGGUUUGCUUAAGAAGGCUAAAGAGUUAUCGAUCCUUUGUGAUGCUGAAGUUGGUGUUAUCAUUUUCUCUAGCACCGGAAAGCUCUAUGACUACGCAAGCAAUUCAAGUAUGAAAACUAUCAUUGAGAGAUACAACAAAGUAAAAGAGGAGCAGCAUCAACUACUGAAUCAUGCCUCAGAGAUAAAGUUUUGGCAAAGAGAGGUUGCAAGUUUGCAGCAGCAGCUCCAGUAUCUACAAGAAUGCCAUAGGAAACUAGUUGGAGAAGAACUUUCUGGAAUGAAUGCUAAUGAUCUACAAAAUCUUGAAGACCAGCUAGUAACAAGUCUUAAAGGAGUUCGUCUAAAAAAGGAUCAACUUAUGACAAAUGAAAUCAGAGAACUCAAUCGUAAGGGACAAAUCAUUCAAAAAGAGAAUCAAGAGCUACAAAAUAUGGUAGAUAUAAUGCGUAAGGAAAAUAUUAAAUUGCAAAAGAAGGUUCAUGGAGCAAUUGAAGGCAAUUCAAGUUUAAAUCCUAUAACCAAUGGAACCGAAACAUGUGCACCACCGCAACUUCAACUCAUACAUAUACAACCUCCUAAAGAAAAAACGAUAAAACUAGGGUAA
Messenger RNA from Camelina sativa (false flax), 752 nucleotides. Its product is annotated as MADS-box transcription factor ANR1. The record is from RefSeq and is a predicted model, not a curated record. Gene Ontology annotation, biological process: positive regulation of transcription by RNA polymerase II. Gene Ontology annotation, molecular function: protein dimerization activity; DNA-binding transcription factor activity; RNA polymerase II transcription regulatory region sequence-specific DNA binding. NCBI's taxonomy places the organism in Eukaryota, Viridiplantae, Streptophyta, Magnoliopsida, Brassicales, Brassicaceae. Gene Ontology annotation, cellular component: nucleus.